Messenger RNA from Durusdinium trenchii, 1836 nucleotides. Lineage: Eukaryota; Dinophyceae; Suessiales; Symbiodiniaceae. The record is from the annotation of a GenBank genome assembly.
CACCUCUCCCGAAUCCAUUCCCUCCCACCACUUUUUCGCUCCCCAUGGCGCCGGUCUCCCCGCGCUUCGUGGAUGUCACGACCUUCGCGGUGGAGGAGGAAGCGGCCUACACGAAGCAUUUCCGAGAGCAAGGCUUUGUGGUCGUCCGGGAUGUGCUUAAUGCCAGCGAGGUCCAGGAGACCAUCGAUGAGAUUUGGAGCUGCCACAGCUUGUUGGGAGGCGGUGCUUUAGAUCGCAAGGAGCCUCGAAGUUGGGAUGCAUGGCCUGGAGGCUCUCGAAACUUCGUCGAGUCCAAGGACCCCACGGCAGAGCUUCAGACCUGGAGGAACCGGGUGAACGGCACCCUGAACCGCGUCUUCGACGUGCUUUGGGAAAGCUUCGUGCCCGGUGCGAGCGAGGGUCUGGUGAUGUCCGUCGAUCGCCUGGGACUCAUGCGACCCACCCUCUGGCGCGAGACGGAGACGGAGACCAUCGAGAGGCCUGAAUGGCGCACCAGCCGAGAUUGGCUUCACUGGGACCAGAAUCCUUGGGCCAUGCCCGAGUUCGAGGCCAUGCAAGGCUUCAUCAGCCUUUCAGGCAGUCGCAGCUCGGGGGGCUUUGUGACGGUGCCCGAGUUCCAGCAGCACUUCGCCCAGUGGUCCAAGGAUCACCCCGAAGGCAGCAUUCCCAAGCGCAGUAAGACCAUGAUCCCUUUCCCAGUUCCGCUGGAGGACGAAAUGCAGGCUCGACGUUGCAAGAUCGUGGUGCCCAGCGGUGGGCUCCUCGUUUGGGACUCGCGUUUACCUCACGAGAACUUUCCGAACACCGGCGAAGACUGGCGCGUGGUGCAAUACGUCACCUGCAAGCGACUGUCGCCCGCGGAUGUCUUGGCCCGGGCCACGGCCUGGCAAAAUGGCUUGAGAACAGGCUUGAUCCCCUGCUCCUUCGCUCAGCGUUACACUGCCGCGGAGCAGCUCAGGCUUGGCAUGACAACUGAAGACACCACGCUAACGUUGGAGACAGCUGUCAAGGAGGGCGAAAAUCUCUCAGAGGAGCAGCGUGAGGCUGCCCAAAAGCUGAAGCGAGCCUACCGCUUGAAGCAAUCGGCGGAGUUGCCUGAUGAGCUGAAGGAGGCGGUGCAGCUCUUCCGCGAAGCCUUCAAGGUGAACCCAGAGCUCCGAGAGGUCUUGCAGCAGAUUGGCCGUGCGGAGAGUAGCUACCUGCCCUUCUGGAUCAUAUGAGCAAGAAAAAGAGUGCAAAAAGGCGAAGUUCGGAGUCCCAGACGAAGGCUGAAAUUCUUGUUCCGUUCGUAGUAAGGCCAGGAGCCCCGAACGAAGCGUCCUUGCUCUGUUCGUAACGAGGCCCUUUGUUCCGUUCGUAGCGUCCGAUCGCUCCUAGUAGCUUCAUUUCAACCUUUACCCGGAAUGACCAACGAGCCGAAGAAGACUUUCAGUGUCGAAACCACCAACCAGACGGAACGAGAUUUGAAGCCAAUGACGUGACAUGGAGGAGUUGAGAGCCUCUUUUGAUUCAGUUUUAGUACAGUAGCCGGGCAGGAUCAGCUUGUUGGAAUUCUAAGCCGCCAAAUUGAAACCUCGCUGACGGCGCGCUUGGCGCCGGUGUCUUGUAGCUGGUGAAAGAGUGACUACAGACGCAGGAUCACCUCGCUGGGAUCCCGAACGAUUUCGAGACGUCGGAUGUUGUCCGAUGUUUCGUGCUUUGGACGAUGGCUCGAUCGUGUCCGCAAAACGUGGGAAUCCUGGAAGAACCCAUAUUGUCGAAAGAGGAUGUUUAGGAAGAAUGGCAGGAGUCGGUCCACGACAUAGUCUCAGAUACAGUCUAGACUCUUUGUGUUGU